CACGAAGCUCGAACGCACACCCCCCUCGGCCAUAUUGAUCCCGUGAGGACGAGCGACGCAGAGGCCGAGGUUUUUCACGAUUUUCUGCCAAUUUCGGGGAUGAAUUGGGAAAAUGAGCGAUGAAGAGAGGGAUAUCGACAUUGAGAGUGAUGAUGAUGAGUCACUGCAGGGGGGCACGCGCGGGGAGUUCCAGUUUGCAUCGCAGGCGGAGAAGAGGGCGCACCACAAUGCCCUUGAGAGGAAACGCCGUGAUCACAUCAAGGAUUCCUUUUGUUCCUUGAGAGAUUCUGUGCCUUCUCUGCAUGGAGAGAAGUCUUCGCAGGCCAGCCGUGCACAAAUAUUGAAGAAAGCUGCCGAUUACAUUGAGUUCAUGAGGCAGAAGAACUCUGCUCACCAGCAGGACAUUGACGAUCUGAAGAAGCAGAACACUCUUCUUGAAAACCAGAUUCGAUCUUUUCCAGUCCGUUCUCUAGAGAAGACCAAGUAUACUGGCAACUUCGCAGCUAUGACCAGUAACAACGCUCUUCUCAACAACAAAGCGGGUUCUCUUGUGGAGUUUGACGGCUCUGGGUCGGACACCAGUGACUCGGAGAUGUCGAACAGCGUCCGUCGAAAGAAGCUGAAGACGUAGCUAAAGCAGCGGGUGGGAAGCCUGUACAAUGCUAGUUGAUAUCUGAGAGAAAGCAAGAGCAUCGAAGAAAAAGAGGAAGAAGAUGGAGAAAGAGAGAGAGAGAGAGAGAGAGAGAGAGAUAGCGUAAAAUGACAGUUAUAACUUUUCUUUUUGUUCCGUCUAAUGCAACAACAGGAAAAUGUCAGUCCAUAGAGCAGAGCAGUGAUGGAGUUUUAUGUAGGGGUACAAAGCAUAAUAGUUCCAUGGUUUCAGUUUCUUAGAAGAUGGCUUUUGGGGGUAACCAAAGCCUCAAACAAAUUUGCAAAAAGGUCAUAUUUCAGAGCUUAACGUUUCCCCACCCUCUUUCUGUUUUUUUUGUUUUUUUUCUAAUUUUACCACUUUCAUACAUUAGGUCUUGGCUUUAGAUGUUGGUGCGUCUUGUACUGGUGCACAUGUUUCUUAGUUUUUAUGAUUACAAAGGUUUAUUUUAUUGUUACUGUUAUUAUUAUUAUUAUUUUUUUUUUAUCAACUUAUCUUAUAUAUUGAUUUUACAUAUAUAUUUUCUUUAAACACUCUUGUCUAGCUAUGUGCAUUGGAGGUGCAUGAUGCAGUAUGAUUAUAUUUCUGAUGUUAUACAUGGCUAGGUGGUUACCUCCAAUAUUUCAGCACAUUUUUAGCAUCCCAAGUCAAGAUUUUAAAGAUAAUGAAGGUUUCCUUUUUCUGUAACUGUCAGUAAUGAUAAAAAUACUAAUCCCCAGAUGUAAAUGUUAAACAUUUACAGUGCUGGAGAAAAAAAAAAAGCUGUUAAUAUAUUGCAAGAAUUCAUUCAUUUCAGAUGUACAUUUUUUUCUUUUUUUUUCAUUUGUAUUUUUAGGCUUGAAAUGUAACAGUUCAAAGUAUGACUGACUGGGUGUACUGCCGAAGAAAGUAGGAGAGAAAUUUUCUCAUGUAGUGGUAGCAAUUUGGGUCUGUUGGUUAUAAGAGUUUAAGUGUAAAUGAUGGAGAAGUGUGUGAAUUAUUUUUUCUUUUGUAUUUUUUAUUUCCUUAAUGUUUAUUAUUAUUGUCAUUAUUAUAAUUGUUUAAAAACUUUAUUCUUCAAAUUCCACACAUUUCCAGAAGAUUCUAUAUUUAUGUACAGUAUUAAAACUUAAAAAAAAUAAAGAUAUUGAUGUUCAGACAUAGUGUAUAUUAUAAAAUUUCCUGGGGAUAUGGUGACAUCCAUGUAUUAAUUGAAAGAAAAGAAAUUGCAGUUAUGAUGCUAUAUUGAAUCAAUAUGAUGUUAAGAUACAGAAGAUUGAGGCUAAUUUACUCUGAUUGUGAUGUGUUUUCUAGUGCCAUAGUGAUCCACGUGCCAUGCUCCGCAUACAAAAAAACUAGAAGCACAGGAAAUGCUCAAGUCACUUGGUCUCUAUGAUUUUGGUAACAUCCUACAUGAUCUUUCAGCUAAUGAGCUAAAAAGAUAUUUUAAGACUAUCUUGAGGGACUUCUACCUCCUCAAUCACUGUGGUUUGGACCAAAGAAGUGAACAAAUGCACACAGCAUAGAGCAGGCUCAACCAUACAUGGCAAAGGCACUAACUAUGUGACAAAUGGGCCCUGUUUUCCAUGGCAAAAAUAGAUGCCAUUUUGCAAUAAUGAGUUAAUUUCUCUCCUUUACUGCAGAUUGUCAUUUUUUAACGUGCAUCAGCAUUUAGUCCCGGUUUACAGUGUGUAUAUAUAAAGGAAAAAGGUGUCCAAUUUUUGUAAAGAACUUUUACACAACUUGUUUUCCUUCUUUAAAUGCUUCAGAACAGGCUUGAAUAUCUGUUCAUAUAAAUGUGUUCAUGUUCAUAUAAAUGUGUUCAGAGAUGACACUAAUAAGACAUUCCAGAUUCCUUGUCUUAAAGACACUUAACAUCUUACUGAAGGACAAACAUUAAGUAUAUUAUCUCGACUUUAGGCUGCAGCCACUAAACAAUCUUCCAGAAUGACUUACUGCCAUUAAUAGCUACAUAUGAUUUUAUAUGUAAUUAGUAACCAUGUUUUCUCUCUGGUAAUCUAAGUAUCAAGGUAUAAAAGGUCAAAAUUUUUGGUUCAAAAAGGAACAAGAGAAGUCUUACGACAUUUUUAUAGGGAAAGUACUUUUUGAAGAAUAACUAAUGUGUAGAUGAAAAGAAACAAGCAGGAAUUCAACAGAGCCAAUAUUAUAUAUUUAUAAAAAGGAUUAGGGUUACUUGUUCUGAUAGUAUGUAGGUAUUGAGGGGAAGAAAUGUGGGAAAUACAUGGACAUACCAUUAUGAAGCAAGUGUGCAGUUAUAUACUGAAGAUAUGAUGACAAUAUCCCCAUGGUAUAUCCUUGAUGAUUACAAUAGUUUCUAUGUCUUUUCCAUUUUUGUAAACUUAGUUUGAAAAAUAUGGGAAAAGUUUUAAUAUUUAAUUGCAUGGAGGAAAAAAGGAGAAACAAGAAUAUAUAAGAACAUCACUAGAAAAAAAGCAGCAUAGAGAAAAAAGUGGUCUUAAAUUGAAACACCAGUGAAAUAAUUUAAUCAACUCAGUGCUGCCAGGAAAAUGCUGUGCUCAUUUUUUUUUUUUUUUUUUUUUUGUGAAAUGUCUCGGCACAUAGAUGGCUCUAUUAGUACUUAGCCACAAAGGAGUCAAUUAGUAGACGUUGUGACCUUACCUGAUUUCCUAGGAUUGGCAGAAUAUCUAUGGUGUUGUUUUUAUCAAAGACAUUAUAAUUACUAUAAUGUUGUAAUCAUUAGUAACAGCAAUAUACGAUAACAAAAUAAUUUAAAAAAUCAAGGAAAAGGGUAAACAGGCAAGACAAGCAGUACUCAUAAUUUGCUCAUUGGUGACUUAGUACAAGUGUAGCCAUCUAUGUGUAAAAACAAUUAAUUAAGUAAACUCACGGUGGACAUGUCAUGUACGUACAUGCCAGGCCCCUUGGAUUUGGGUUAAUGAUACAGGUAGAUGAAAGGAAAUCUGAGCCAAGGUGAUGGUGCGAUGUGAAGACUUCUUUUUCUUGUUAGCUUGGAUUUUUUUUUCUCUUUGUUAAAUGAAUGUUAUUUUCCUAUUUCCUUGUAUGUAAUAAACUUCUGUUCAGAA
Penaeus monodon (black tiger shrimp) is the source of this 3693-nucleotide messenger RNA. RefSeq names its product protein max-like (gene Max). Gene Ontology annotation, molecular function: protein dimerization activity; DNA-binding transcription factor activity. The record is from RefSeq and is a predicted model, not a curated record. Lineage: Eukaryota; Metazoa; Arthropoda; Malacostraca; Decapoda; Penaeidae. Bases 113 to 631 code for a protein of 172 amino acids. The transcript is spliced from 4 exons. Gene Ontology annotation, biological process: positive regulation of transcription by RNA polymerase II. Gene Ontology annotation, cellular component: RNA polymerase II transcription regulator complex.